Messenger RNA from Ornithorhynchus anatinus (platypus), 1653 nucleotides. RefSeq names its product transmembrane protease serine 11B-like protein. The transcript has 10 exons. Bases 1 to 1323 code for a protein of 440 amino acids. Gene Ontology annotation, biological process: proteolysis. Gene Ontology annotation, cellular component: extracellular region; plasma membrane. NCBI's taxonomy places the organism in Eukaryota, Metazoa, Chordata, Mammalia, Monotremata, Ornithorhynchidae. Gene Ontology annotation, molecular function: serine-type endopeptidase activity. The record is from RefSeq and is a predicted model, not a curated record.
AUGUCAGAUUGCAUUAUACCCCUGCAGAUGUCAGUCAUAGAGGAUGCGAUUUGUCUCCUCUUCCUCCUUCGCAGACCGGGCGUAGCUUCCGGGAGAACCUCGUGGCCUACGUGGACGAUCGCCCUCAUCGUCUUCGGCGUGUUGGCCGUGCUGGCCGUGACCAUCGGCCUCCUCGCUUACUACCUGGCAGUUGACAAGAAGGUCUUCUAUUACCAAGGCACCUUUAGAGUCCAGGACGUGGAUCUCGACGGGAAUGCUGGAAAGCAGACUUCGGAAGCCAGUUCAUUGCUGAGCAAGAAAAUUGAGACUCUGAUGGUCGUGGCAUUUCAAAAUUCUAACAUUAACCGGUACUACGUCCGAUCGCAUGUCAUCAAACUGUACCAGGACCCUAAAGGUUCGAUGGCCCAGAUCUGGCUGAUGUUUCAGUUCCCGCCGGCCAGUAGCGCCCAGAUGAAGGCAAGAAUCCACAGCGUCCUCCUUCAGAUGCUCAAGAGCAAUGGAGACUCCGUGACGCCCGAUCCUUCUUCCCUGAGAAUCACAGAAAUCAGCAAGAGCGGAGCAGAGAACCUCCUCAACAGCAGCUGCGGGAUCCGGGCCAGCAAGUCGACGUUGGCAUACGACAGGAUCUCCGGGGGCACGACGGCGCUGGAGGGAGACUGGCCGUGGCAGGCGAGUCUGAAGAUCAGAGGCCAUCACCGCUGCGGGGCCACCCUCAUCAGCAGCACGUGGCUGAUCACCGCCGCUCACUGCUUCAAGGCGAGCAGGAAUCCGAAUGACUGGACGGCCAGUUUUGGGACUGUGCUAAACCCUCCGUUCAUGCCACGUAGCAUCCAGACCAUCAUCUUGCACGAGAAUUAUAACGACAUCACCAAGGAGAAUGACAUCGCGGUUGUGCAGCUCUCCAAGGCCGUCCCGGCGAUCAACAACGUCCACCGGAUCUGCCUCCCCGAAGCCACCCAGAACUUCUCCGCCGGCACCACGGUCCUCGUGGCAGGCUGGGGGGCCCUUUACGAGAAUGGGCCAAGCCCCUCAAAUCUUCAACAGGCCUCGGUGGAAAUCAUCGACACGGACACAUGCAACCAUCCUGAUGUAUACCAAGGCUUGGUGACACCCACGAUGCUAUGCGCAGGAUUCUUGGAAGGAAAAAUUGAUGCCUGCCAGGGAGAUUCUGGGGGUCCUCUGGCUUACCCCAGUUCUAGAGACAUCUGGUACCUGGCGGGAAUCGUCAGCUGGGGAGAGAAAUGUGCUGAGAAGAACAAGCCGGGAGUUUAUACUCGAGUAACCGCCUUCCGCGAUUGGAUUACCUCAAAGACUGGGGUUUGAGUCGGAAGACAUUUGGCCACCAAACCUUUUGUGUUUAGGACAUACUUGACUGCAACACACACACACACACACACACACACACGUACACAUACACAUAGUGGAUGUUUGUAUAUAUGUAUGAAUGCACUGUCUUUCUAAGUUGAGGAUGCCCUUACCGACGAUGCCUAAAGGCUAUUUAAUUUGCAGUUCUAUGUAGUUUGAAACCAAACAACCCCCAUCAUUUACUUCCUGGAAGGGAAAUCCUGUUUUUCCCCAAGGAAGGGUCUGUUCUCACCCAUUCGAUUGCUUCAGAUCUUCCCUCCUGAAUUCCUCCUUUUGAGGAAAACCACG